AUGUCCAGCAAAGCUGAGAAGAAGCAGCGAUCGAGUGGCCGAGGAAGCUCCCGGGCAAGCCGGUCAGGGCGGGCCGCUCAGGCUGCUGUGGCCACAGAGGAGCAGGGGAACGCCCUGGCUGUCAGUGAGCCGGAGCCGCAGGCUGAGCUCCCCAAGGAGAAGCCUGAGCCGCGGUUGGAGGGACCUCAAGCACAGAGUGAAGAAUCGGUGGAGCCUGAGGCAGAUGUGAAACCCCUCUUCCUUUCCCGAGCUGCGCUGACAGGACUGGCGGAUGCAGUGUGGACACAGGAGCACGAUGCCAUUCUGGAACACUUUGCCCAGGACCCUACAGAAUCCAUCCUCACCAUCUUCAUUGACCCUUGUUUUGGGCUGAAGCUAGAUCUGGUCAUGCCUGUACAGACCCAGAACCAGCUUGUCUAUUUCAUUCGCCAAGCACCGGUCCCCAUCACCCGGGAGAACUUUGAGGCAAUCGUGCAGUUUGGGAUGGUGCGGGGCCCCUAUAUCCCGGCCCUGCUUCGGCUGGUCAGUGGAGUCUUUGCCCCUCAGAUCUUUGCAAACACAACCUGGCCUGAGAGCAUUAGAAAUCAUUUUGCUUCUCAUCUGCACAAGUUCUUGGCCUGCCUGACAGAUACUCGGUACAAACUGGAGGGGCACACAGUCCUCUACAUCCCUGCAGAGGCCAUGAACAUGAAGCCUGAAGUGGUGGUAAAGGACAAAGAGCUGGUGCAGCGGCUAGAGACCUCCAUGAUCCACUGGACCCGGCAGAUAAAGGAGGUGCUUAGUGCCCAGGAGACCGUGGAGACAGGAGAAAAUUUAGGUCCUCUGGAGGAGAUUGAGUUCUGGCGCAACCGAUGCAUGGACCUGUCUGGCAUCAGUAAACAGCUGGUGAAGAAGGGAGUGAAGCACGUUGAAUCCAUCCUGCACCUUGCCAAGUCGUCCUACUUGGCGCCCUUUAUGAAGCUGGCACAGCAGAUCCAGGAUGGCUCGCGUCAAGCACAGUCAAACCUGACCUUUUUGUCAAUCCUGAAGGAACCUUACCAGGAGUUGGCUUUCAUGAAGCCCAAGGACAUCUCUAGCAAGCUCCCUAAGCUGAUCAGUCUCAUCCGCAUCAUCUGGGUUAACUCUCCCCACUACAACACUCGGGAGAGGCUGACCUCACUAUUCCGAAAGGUAUGUGACUGUCAGUAUCACUUCGCCCGCUGGGAAGAUGGCAAGCAGGGUCCCCUUCCUUGCUUCUUUGGUGCCCAGGGGCCACAGAUAACACGGAAUUUGCUGGAGAUUGAGGACAUCUUUCAUAAAAAUCUGCACAUGCUGCGAGCUGUUCGCGGGGGCAUCCUGGAUGUCAAGAACACCUCUUGGCAUGAAGACUACAAUAAGUUCCGUGCCGGAAUCAAGGACCUGGAGGUGAUGACCCAGAACCUGAUCACCUCGGCCUUCGAGUUGGUGCGGGACGUACCGCACGGCGUGCUCCUGCUGGACACCUUCCACAGGCUUGCUGCCCGCGAGGCUAUCAAGCGGACUUAUGACAAGAAGGCGGUGGAUCUCUAUAUGCUGUUCAAUAGCGAGCUGGCCCUGGUGAACCGUGAACGGAAUAAGAAGUGGCCAGACCUGGAGCCCUACAUGGCCCAGUAUUCCGGACAGGCACGCUGGGUGCACAUCCUCCGGCGUCGCAUCGACAGAGUCAUGACUGUAAGUGCCUGGUCCCUUCUGAUUCUCUUUGUGGAAAUUGACUACUGGGAGCGGCUGCUGUUUGAGACGCCCCAUUACGUGGUGAACGUAGCCGAGCGAGCCGAGGACCUGCGCAUUCUGCGUGAAAAUCUGCUACUUGUUGCUAGAGACUACAAUAGGAUUAUUGCCAUGCUGUCCCCAGAUGAGCAGGCCCUUUUCAAAGAGCGUAUUCGGUUCCUGGAUAAGAAGAUCCACCCGGGACUCAAGAAACUGCACUGGGCCUUGAAGGGGGCCAGUGCCUUCUUCAUCACGGAGUGCCGUAUACAUGCCAGCAAGGUGCAGAUGAUUGUGAAUGAGUUCAAGGCAUCCACUCUGACCAUUGGCUGGCGAGCCCAAGAGAUGUCAGAGACGCUGCUGGUACGCAUUAGUGGCAAACGGGUAUACAGGGACCUGGAAUUUGAAGAGGACCAAAGAGAGCAUCGGGCAGCUGUACAGCAGAAAUUGAUGAGCCUGCACCAGGAUGUGGUGACCAUCAUGGCCAACUCUUAUGAGGUCUUCAAGAAUGAUGGUCCUGAGAUUCAGCAGCAGUGGAUGCUGUACACAAUUCGGCUGGACCGCAUGAUGGAGGAUGCCCUGCGCCUGAAUGUGAAGUGGUCACUGCUAGAACUAUCCAAGGCUAUCAAUGGGGAUGGAAAGACCAGCCCAAACCCAGUCUUCCAAGUCCUUGUCAUUUUGAAGAAUGAAAUGCAAGGAGGUGUGGCACAGGUGGAAUUCUCACCCACUCUGCAGACUUUGGCAGGUGUGGUCAACGACAUUGGCAACCACCUCUUUUCCACCAUCUCUGUCUUCCGCCACCUCCCUGACAUUCUCACCAAGCGCAAGUUACAUCGUGAACCCAUCCAAACAGUUGUAGAGCAAGAUGAGGACAUCAAGAAGAUCCAGACCCAAAUCAGCAGCGGCAUGACUAACAAUGCGAGCCUGUUGCAGAACUACCUCAAGACCUGGGACAUGUACCGGGAGAUCUGGGAGAUCAACAAGGACUCUUUCAUUCGUCGCUACCAGCGCCUCAACCCGCCUGUCUCUUCUUUUGAUGCCGACAUUGCCCGCUACACAGAAGUUGCUAAUAACGUGCAGAAAGAGGAGACCGUCACCAACAUCCAGUUUGUGCUGCUGGACUGUUCACACCUCAAGUUCUCCCUGGUACAGCACUGCAAUGAGUGGCAGAACAAGUUCACAACUCUGCUGAGGGAGAUGGCUGCUGGGCGUCUCCUGGAGCUGCACACCUACCUGAAGGAGAAUGCAGAGAAAAUCAGCCGCCCUCCCCAGACGCUGGAGGAACUAGGGGUCAGCUUGCAGCUCAUGGAUGCCCUGCAGCAUGACUUGGCCAACCUGGAGACUCAGAUCCCUCCCAUACACGAGCAAUUUGCUAUUCUUGAGAAGUACGAGGUGCCAGUCGAGGACAGUGUCUUGGAGAUGCUGGACAGUCUCAACGGGGAAUGGGCUGUCUUCCAACAAACUCUGCUGGACAGUGAGCAAAUGCUGAAGAAAUACAAGGAGAAAUUCAAGACAGGCCUGAUCCACUCGGCAGAUGACUUCAAGAAGAAAGCACAUACGCUUCUGGAAGAUUUCGAAUUCAAAGGCCCUUUCACCAGCAACGUGGGACACAUGUCUGCCCUAGACCAGAUCGCACAAGUGCGGGCCAUGCUGGUGGCCAUGCGGGAAGAGGAAAACAGUCUCCGAGCCAACCUGGGCAUCUUCAAGAUCGAGCAGCCACCCUCUAAGGACCUUCAGAACCUGGAGAAGGAGCUCGACGCCCUCCAGCAAGUCUGGGAGAUCACACGAGACUGGGAGGAGAACUGGAAUGAGUGGAAGACUGGCCGGUUCCUGACCCUGCAGACCGAAACCAUGGAGACCAUGGCCCACGGGCUGUUUCGUCGCCUCACAAGAUUAGCCAAAGAGUAUAAGGACCGAAACUGGGAAAUUAUUGAAACCACUCGCUCAAAAAUAGAGCAGUUCAAGAGGACCAUGCCUCUCAUCUCAGACCUGCGGAACCCUGCCCUUAGAGAGAGGCACUGGGACCAGGUCAGGGAUGAGAUCCAGCGGGAGUUUGAUCAGGAAUCUGAAAGCUUCACCUUGGAGCAGAUUGUGGGGCUUGGGAUGGAUCAGCACGUGGAGAAAAUUGGGGAGAUCUCUGCUUCAGCAACUAAAGAGCUGGCUAUAGAAGUGGCUUUACAAAACAUUGCCAAGACCUGGGAUGUGACUCAGCUUGACAUAGUACCCUACAAGGAUAAAGGCCAUCAUCGGCUCAGAGGUACAGAAGAAAUAUUCCAGGCGCUGGAAGAUAACCAGGUAGCUCUGUCUACCAUGAAGGCAUCUCGCUUUGUUAAGGCCUUUGAGAAGGAUGUGGAUCACUGGGAACGCUGCCUCUCCCUCAUUUUGGAGGUUAUUGAGAUGAUUCUCACAGUGCAGCGUCAGUGGAUGUACUUAGAGAAUAUCUUCCUAGGAGAAGACAUCCGCAAGCAGCUGCCCAAUGAAUCGGCCUUAUUUGACCAGGUCAACAGCAACUGGAAAGCUAUCAUGGACAGGAUGAACAAGGACAACAACGCUCUCCGGAGCACCCAUUACCCAGGCCUCCUGGACACAUUGACAGAAAUGAACACAAUCCUGGAAGAUAUUCAGAAGUCUCUGGAUAUGUAUUUAGAGACCAAGCGACAUAUUUUCCCCCGCUUCUACUUCUUGUCCAAUGAUGACCUACUGGAGAUUCUGGGCCAGUCCCGAAACCCAGAGGCUGUGCAGCCGCACCUCAAAAAAUGCUUUGACAACAUCAAGUUGCUGAGAAUCCAGAAGGUUGGAGGGUCCAGCAGCAAAUGGGAAGCUGUGGGAAUGUUCUCGGGCGACGGCGAGUACAUUGAUUUCCUCCACUCAGUACUUUUAGAAGGGCCUGUGGAGUCCUGGCUUGGCGAUGUGGAACGGACCAUGAGGGUGACCCUGCGGGACCUUCUCCGGAACUGCCGCCUGGCCCUCAAGAAGUUCCUCAACAAGAGGGACAAAUGGGUGAAGGAGUGGGCUGGCCAGAUGGUGAUCACUGCCAGUCAGAUCCAGUGGACGGCUGAUGUCACCAAGUGCCUGCUGACUGCGAAGGAGCGGGGAGACAAGAAAAUCCUCAAGGUCAUGAAGAAGAAGCAGGUGUCAAUCCUGAAUAAGUAUUCAGAAGCUAUCAGGGGGAACUUGACCAAGAUCAUGCGGCUUAAAAUUGUGGCUCUGGUGACGAUAGAAAUUCAUGCCCGAGAUGUAUUGGAGAAGCUUUACAAGAGUGGCCUCAUGGAUGUCAAUUCAUUUGACUGGCUCAGCCAACUUCGGUUCUACUGGGAGAAGGAUCUUGAUGACUGUAUGAUCCGCCAGACCAACACGCAAUUUCAGUAUAGUUAUGAGUACUUGGGUAACUCGGGCCGGCUUGUCAUCACCCCCCUGACGGACAGAUGUUACAUGACACUGACCACGGCAUUGCACCUGCACCGAGGGGGCUCCCCAAAAGGCCCCGCAGGCACGGGCAAGACCGAGACCGUCAAGGACCUGGGCAAGGCCCUGGGCAUAUAUGUCAUUGUGGUCAACUGCUCUGAGGGCCUGGACUACAAGUCCAUGGGCCGAAUGUACUCAGGUCUGGCUCAGACUGGAGCCUGGGGUUGCUUUGAUGAGUUUAACCGCAUCAACAUCGAGGUGCUGUCAGUGGUGGCCCAGCAGAUCCUGUCCAUCCUAUCUGCCCUGGCUGCCGGCCUCACCCGUUUCUAUUUUGACGGCUUUGAAAUAAAUCUGGUGUGGUCCUGUGGGAUCUUCAUUACCAUGAAUCCUGGCUAUGCUGGCCGCACAGAGCUUCCUGAAAAUCUGAAAUCCAUGUUCCGCCCAAUUGCCAUGGUGGUGCCUGACUCCACCCUCAUUGCAGAAAUCAUUCUCUUUGGAGAGGGCUUUGGCAACUGCAAGAUUCUGGCCAAGAAGGUGUACACACUCUACUCACUGGCUGUGCAGCAGCUCUCCCGACAGGACCACUAUGACUUUGGCCUGCGUGCCCUCACCUCCCUUCUGCGCUAUGCUGGCAAGAAGCGCCGCCUACAGCCGGAUCUGACUGAUGAAGAGGUUCUGCUGCUCUCAAUGAGAGAUAUGAACAUCGCCAAGCUCACUUCAGUUGAUGCACCCCUGUUCAAUGCCAUCGUGCAAGAUCUGUUUCCCAACAUUGAGCUGCCUGUCUUUGACUAUGGCAAGCUGCGGGAGACCGUUGAGCAGGAGAUUCGAGACAUGGGCCUGCAAAGCACGCCGUUCACCCUCACCAAGGUUUUCCAGUUGUAUGAAACCAAGAACUCCCGCCACUCCACCAUGAUUGUGGGCUGCACGGGCAGUGGCAAGACGGCUUCAUGGCGCAUCCUGCAGGCCUCCCUGUCCUCUCUGUGCCGCGCUGGAGACCCUAACUUCAACCUUGUUAGAGAGUUCCCUUUGAACCCCAAGGCAUUGUCUCUAGGGGAACUGUACGGGGAAUAUGACCUCAGCAGCAAUGAAUGGACAGAUGGCAUCUUGUCCAGUGUCAUGCGGACGGCAUGUGCAGAUGAGAAACCCGAUGAGAAGUGGAUCCUGUUCGACGGCCCCGUGGACACGCUGUGGAUCGAGAGCAUGAACUCUGUCAUGGAUGAUAACAAGGUGUUGACCCUCAUCAACGGCGAGCGCAUCGCGAUGCCCGAGCAGGUGUCUCUUCUGUUCGAAGUGGAGAACCUGGCAGUGGCCUCUCCAGCCACCGUAUCCCGCUGCGGGAUGGUCUACACUGACUACGCUGACCUGGGCUGGAAGCCCUAUGUUCAGUCGUGGCUGGAGAAGAGGCCAAAGGCUGAGGUGGAGCCCCUUCAACGCAUGUUCGAAAAGUUCAUCAACAAGAUGCUGGCCUUUAAGAAGGACAACUGCAAGGAGCUGGUGCCCCUGCCCGAGUACAGUGGUAUCAUCUCCCUCUGCAAGCUGUACUCGGCCCUGGCCACGCCAGAGAAUGGGGUGAACCCAGCUGACAGCGAGAACUACGUCACCAUGGUAGAUAUGACAUUUGUGUUCAGCAUGAUCUGGUCUGUGUGUGCCUCUGUGGAUGAAGAGGGCCGCAAGAAGAUUGACAGCUACCUCCGAGAGAUCGAGGGUUCCUUUCCCAAUAAGGACACGGUGUAUGAGUAUUUUGUGGACCCCAAAAUGCGGAGUUGGACGUCAUUUGAGGACAAGCUUCCUAAGAGUUGGCGCUACCCUCCAAACGCCCCCUUCUAUAAGAUCACGGUGCCCACCGUCGACACCGUGCGCUACAACUACCUGGUGAGCACCUUGGUGGCCAACCAGAAUCCCGUUCUGCUAGUGGGUCCCGUGGGGACUGGGAAGACCUCCAUCGCCCAGAGCGUUCUGCAGUCCCUGCCCUCCAGCCACUGGUCGGUGCUCAUUGUCAACAUGUCCGCACAGACCACAUCCAAUAACGUGCAGAGCAUCAUUGAGAGCAGGGUUGAGAAGCGAACCAAGGGUGUCUACGUGCCAUUUGGGGGCAAAAGCAUGAUCACCUUUAUGGAUGACCUAAAUAUGCCCGCUAAGGACAUGUUUGGGUCCCAGCCACCUCUGGAGCUGAUUCGCCUCUGGAUUGACUAUGGCUUCUGGUAUGACCGUUCGAAGCAGACCAUCAAGCACAUUCGAGAAAUGUUCCUGAUGGCUGCCAUGGGCCCCCCUGGGGGUGGACGGACCGUCAUCUCCCCAAGGCUACAGAGUCGCUUCAACAUUAUCAACAUGACCUUCCCCACAGAGUCCCAGAUCAUCCGCAUAUUUGGCACCAUGAUCAAUCAGAAGCUUCAGGACUUUGAGGAAGAGGUGAAGCCCAUUGGGAACGUGGUGACAGAGGCCACCCUGGACAUGUACAACACCGUGGUACAGCGCUUCCUGCCCACGCCCACCAAGAUCCAUUACCUCUUCAACCUUCGAGACAUCUCCAAGGUGUUCCAGGGCAUGCUUAGAGCCAACAAGGACUUCCAUGAUACCAAGUCCAGCAUCACACGGCUCUGGAUCCAUGAAUGUUUCAGAGUCUUCUCUGACCGGCUGGUUGAUGCGGCAGACACAGAAGCCUUCAUGGGCAUCAUAAACGACAAGCUCGGCUCCUUCUUUGACCUCACGUUUCAUCAUCUCUGUCCCAGCAAGCGUCCUCCUAUCUUUGGGGACUUCCUGAAGGAGCCCAAGGUGUAUGAAGACCUCACAGAUCUGACAGUGCUGAAGACAGUCAUGGAGACGGCUCUAAAUGAGUAUAACCUGUCACCCUCUGUGGUGCCCAUGCAGCUGGUGCUCUUCCGAGAGGCCAUUGAGCACAUCACACGGAUCGUGCGAGUCAUUGGACAGCCUCGGGGCAACAUGCUCCUCGUGGGCAUCGGGGGCAGCGGACGCCAGAGUCUGGCCCGCCUGGCUUCGUCCAUCUGCGACUACACCACCUUCCAGAUCGAGGUCACCAAACAUUAUCGGAAGCAGGAGUUCCGAGAUGAUAUCAAGCGUCUGUAUCGCCAGGCUGGGGUGGAGCUCAAGACCACGUCCUUCCUUUUUGUGGACACCCAAAUAGCUGAUGAGUCCUUCCUAGAGGACAUCAACAACAUCCUCAGCUCAGGCGAGGUGCCCAAUCUCUACAAGCCUGAUGAAUUUGAAGAGAUCCAGUCGCACAUCAUAGACCAGGCCCGGGCGGAGCAGGUGCCUGAGACAUCGGACAGCCUCUUCACCUACCUCAUUGAACGCGUGCGGAACAACCUGCACAUCGUGCUUUGCCUCAGCCCCGUGGGGGAUCCCUUCAGGAACUGGAUCCGCCAGUACCCAGCCUUGGUGAACUGCACAACCAUCAACUGGUUCCCAGAGUGGCCCCAAGAGGCCCUGCUCGAGGUGGCUGAGAAGUAUCUCAUAGGAGUAGACCUGGGAACUCAGGAGAAUAUCCACAGGAAGGUCGCCCAGAUCUUUGUCACUAUGCACUGGUCAGUAGCUCAGUAUUCCCAGAAGAUGCUGUUGGAACUGCGGAGACACAACUACGUCACACCCACCAACUACCUGGAACUCGUGUCUGGAUAUAAGAAGUUGCUGGGAGAAAAACGGCAGGAGCUGCAGGACCAAGCCAAUAAGCUGCGGACAGGCUUGUUCAAGAUCGAUGAAACUAGGCAAAAGGUACAAGUGAUGUCGUUAGAGCUGGAAGAUGCCAAGAAGAAGGUGGCCGAGUUCCAGAAGCAGUGUGAGGAGUACCUGGUCAUCAUUGUGCAGCAGAAGCGGGAGGCGGACGAGCAGCAGAAGGCCGUAACAGCCAACAGUGAAAAGAUUGCAGUUGAGGAAAUCAAGUGUCAGGCACUGGCUGACAAUGCCCAGAAAGAUCUAGAAGAGGCCCUGCCUGCCCUGGAAGAGGCCAUGCGGGCCCUGGAGUCUCUGAACAAGAAGGAUAUAGGAGAGAUCAAGUCUUAUGGACGGCCCCCAGCCCAAGUGGAGAUAGUGAUGCAGGCAGUUAUGAUUCUUCGAGGCAACGAGCCCACGUGGGCAGAGGCCAAGAGGCAGCUAGGGGAACAGAACUUCAUCAAGUCACUGAUCAACUUUGAUAAAGACAAUAUCUCAGAUAAGGUUCUGAAGAAGAUCGGGGCCUACUGCGCCCAGCCUGACUUCCAGCCUGAUAUCAUUGGCCGCGUCUCCCUGGCUGCGAAGUCCCUCUGCAUGUGGGUGCGGGCCAUGGAGCUGUACGGGCGGCUGUAUCGGGUGGUGGAGCCCAAGCGGAUCCGGAUGAACGCUGCCUUGGCUCAGCUUCGGGAGAAGCAAGCCGCGCUUGCUGAGGCCCAGGAGAAGCUGCGGGAGGUAGCUGAGAAACUGGAGAUGUUGAAGAAACAGUACGACGAGAAGCUGGCACAGAAGGAGGAGCUUCGCAAGAAGUCUGAAGAGAUGGAGCUGAAGCUGGAGCGAGCCGGGAUGCUGGUGUCGGGGUUGGCAGGCGAGAAGGCCAGAUGGGAGGAGACAGUCCAGGGUCUGGAGGAGGACCUGGGCCACCUGGUAGGGGACUGUCUCCUGGCAGCUGCCUUCCUGUCCUACAUGGGACCCUUCCUGACCAACUACCGGGAUGAGAUUGUCAACCAAAUCUGGAUCCGGAAGAUCUGGGAGCUUCAGGUUCCUUGCUCCCCUUCCUUCGCCAUUGAUAACUUCCUGUCCAAUCCUACCAAAGUCCGGGACUGGAACAUCCAAGGGUUGCCCUCAGACGCCUUCUCCACGGAGAACGGCAUCAUCGUCACCCGAGGCAACAGGUGGGCACUGAUGAUCGACCCUCAGGCCCAGGCCCUGAAAUGGAUUAAGAACAUGGAAGGAGGCCAGGGCCUGAAGAUCAUUGACCUGCAGAUGAGUGAUUACCUGCGAAUCCUAGAAAACGCCAUUCAGUUUGGAUACCCUGUGCUACUUCAGAAUGUGCAGGAAUAUCUGGACCCCACACUCAACCCCGUGCUCAACAAAUCUGUAGCCCGAAUCGGUGGUCGGCUAUUGAUGCGCAUUGGCGAUAAGGAGGUGGAGUACAAUACCAGUUUCCGUUUCUACAUCACCACCAAGCUCUCCAACCCCCACUACAGCCCAGAGACCUCAGCCAAGACCACCAUCGUUAACUUUGCCGUUAAAGAACAGGGCCUGGAGGCCCAGCUGCUGGGCAUUGUCGUGAGGAAGGAGCGGCCCGAGCUGGAGGAGCAGAAGGACUCACUGGUCAUCAACAUUGCGGCUGGCAAGAGGAAGCUCAAGGAGCUGGAGGAUGAGAUCCUGCGGCUGCUGAAUGAGGCCACCGGCUCCCUGCUGGAUGACGUGCAGCUGGUGAACACGCUGCAGACCUCCAAGAUCACGGCCACAGAGGUGACUGAGCAGCUGGAGACCAGUGAGACCACAGAGAUCAACAUUGACUUGGCCCGGGAGGCUUACCGCCCGUGUGCCCAGCGAGCAUCAAUCCUGUUCUUCGUGCUCAAUGAUAUGGGCUGCAUCGACCCCAUGUACCAGUUCUCACUGGAUGCCUACAUCAGCCUCUUCAUCCUCAGCAUUGACAAGAGCCACCGCAGCAAUAAGCUGGAGGACCGCAUUGACUACCUGAACGACUACCACACCUACGCUGUCUACAGGUACACCUGCCGUACCCUUUUUGAACGCCACAAACUACUAUUCAGUUUUCAUAUGUGUGCCAAAAUAUUGGAGACUUCUGGCAAGCUCAACAUGGAUGAAUACAACUUCUUUCUACGUGGGGGUGUGGUCCUGGAUCGGGAGGGCCAAAUGGACAACCCAUGCACUAGCUGGCUUGCAGAUGCCUACUGGGAUAACAUCACAGAGCUAGACAAACUGACCAACUUCCAUGGACUCAUGAACUCCUUUGAGCAGUACCCUCGUGACUGGCACCUGUGGUAUACCAGUGCUGCCCCGGAGAAGGCAAUGCUGCCAGGUGAGUGGGAAAAUGCCUGCAAUGAAAUGCAACGGAUGCUGAUCGUCCGCUCCCUGCGCCAGGACCGCGUGGCCUUCUGUGUGACCUCCUUCAUCGUCACCAACCUUGGUUCCCGCUUCAUCGAGCCGCCUGUGCUGAAUAUGAAGUUGGUGAUGGAGGAUUCAACCCCACGAUCCCCACUCGUGUUCAUCCUGUCCCCUGGUGUGGACCCCACCAGUGCCCUGCUCCAGCUGGCAGAGCACACAGGCAUGGCCCAGCGCUUCCACGCCCUGUCCCUGGGCCAGGGCCAGGCCCCUACCGCUGCCCGACUCCUCCGAGAGGGUGUUACUCAGGGACAUUGGGUGUUCCUGGCAAACUGCCACCUGUCACUGUCUUGGAUGCCUAAUCUGGACAAGCUGGUGGAGCAGCUGCAGGUGGAGGACCCUCAUCCAUCCUUCCGCCUCUGGCUCAGCUCCAGCCCCCACCCAGACUUCCCUAUCUCAAUCUUGCAGGCCAGCAUCAAGAUGACCACAGAGCCACCAAAGGGCCUAAAGGCCAACAUGACACGUCUUUACCAACUAAUGUCAGAACCACAGUUUUCCCGCUGCUCCAAACCUGCCAAAUACAAGAAGCUGCUGUUUUCACUCUGUUUCUUCCACUCUGUAUUACUUGAACGCAAAAAGUUCCUGCAGCUUGGCUGGAACAUCAUCUAUGGCUUCAAUGACUCUGACUUUGAGGUGUCAGAGAACUUGCUGAGCCUCUAUCUGGAUGAGUACGAGGAGACACCUUGGGAUGCACUUAAGUACCUCAUUGCCGGCGUCAACUAUGGUGGACAUGUCACAGAUGACUGGGACCGGCGCCUGCUGACCACCUACAUCAAUGAUUACUUCUGUGACCAGUCUCUAUCAACUCCCUUCUACCGGUUGUCAGCACUGGAGACUUAUUUCAUCCCCAAGGAUGGGAGCCUGGCUUCUUACAAGGAAUACAUCAGUUUACUGCCUGGCAUGGACCCCCCUGAGGCCUUUGGCCAGCACCCCAAUGCUGAUGUGGCCUCUCAGAUCACUGAGGCACGAACCCUCUUUGAUACUUUGCUUUCCUUGCAACCUCAGAUUACACCCACCAGGGCUGGAGGCCAGACCCGGGAAGAGAAGGUCCUUGAGUUGGCCGCUGAUGUGAAGCAGAAGAUCCCUGAAAUGAUCGACUAUGAGGGGACCCAAAAACUGCUAGCUCUUGACCCCUCUCCUCUCAAUGUGGUCCUUCUGCAGGAGAUCCAGAGAUAUAACACACUGAUGCAGACCAUCCUGUUCUCACUGACAGACCUAGAGAAAGGCAUCCGGGGCCUCAUCGUCAUGUCUACAAGCCUGGAAGAGAUUUUCAACUGCAUCUUUGAUGCCCAUGUUCCUCCACUCUGGGGAAAGGCAUACCCCUCACAAAAGCCAUUGGCUGCUUGGACCCGGGACUUGGCCAUGCGUGUGGAGCAGUUUGAGCUGUGGGCCAGCCGGGCCCGGCCUCCUGUGAUCUUCUGGUUGUCUGGUUUCACCUUUCCCACUGGCUUCCUCACUGCUGUGCUGCAGUCUUCAGCUCGCCAAAACAAUGUUUCAGUGGACAGCCUCUCCUGGGAGUUUAUCGUUUCCACUGUGGAUGACAGCAACCUAGUGUAUCCCCCCAAGGAUGGUGUCUGGGUCCGGGGCCUGUACCUGGAAGGUGCUGGCUGGGACCGGAAGAACUCCUGCUUGGUGGAGGCAGAGCCCAUGCAGCUUGUCUGCCUCAUGCCCACGAUCCACUUCCGGCCUGCAGAGAGCCGCAAGAAGAGCGCCAAGGGCAUGUACUCCUGCCCCUGCUAUUACUAUCCCAACCGGGCAGGCAGCUCAGACCGAGCCUCCUUUGUCAUCGGCAUUGACCUGCGGUCUGGGGCCAUGACAUCUGAUCAUUGGAUCAAGAGGGGCACUGCUCUACUCAUGAGCCUGGACAGCUGA
This is a messenger RNA of Piliocolobus tephrosceles (Ugandan red Colobus), 13080 nucleotides long. RefSeq names its product dynein axonemal heavy chain 2 (gene DNAH2). Gene Ontology annotation, cellular component: axonemal dynein complex. The transcript is spliced from 84 exons. Gene Ontology annotation, molecular function: dynein intermediate chain binding; ATP hydrolysis activity; ATP binding. Bases 1 to 13080 code for a protein of 4359 amino acids. The record is from RefSeq and is a predicted model, not a curated record. Lineage: Eukaryota; Metazoa; Chordata; Mammalia; Primates; Cercopithecidae. Gene Ontology annotation, biological process: microtubule-based movement.